Messenger RNA from Ctenopharyngodon idella (grass carp), 1873 nucleotides. It is a transcript of the gene fancl, whose product is annotated as FA complementation group L. The coding region runs from base 197 to 1312 and encodes 371 amino acids. NCBI's taxonomy places the organism in Eukaryota, Metazoa, Chordata, Actinopteri, Cypriniformes, Xenocyprididae. Gene Ontology annotation, molecular function: ubiquitin protein ligase activity. The record is from RefSeq and is a predicted model, not a curated record. Gene Ontology annotation, cellular component: nucleus; Fanconi anaemia nuclear complex. The transcript has 14 exons. Gene Ontology annotation, biological process: protein monoubiquitination; interstrand cross-link repair.
CUUUUCGCGGGAAGUUACUUUCGCUUUGCCUGCAUCACAACAGCAGAAGACUCUUCUGACAGUAGCCUUUGACUGUUUUUUGUACAAAAAGCUAUUGUCUGUGUAUAUAUGAUUUAGUUUACUAUCGCGACAUCUAAGUAAGUGUUUAGCUAGCGGUUUAUAUUCAUCCUGGGCUUUGAAGUAUUUAUUUUUCAUCAUGAGCUGUUUGCUGAUGAGAGAAAGCCCUAUGAUCAUUGCACUUAAUAAGGAGAAGACAAUCUAUGACGGGUUCAUCACAGUGCUGGAGAAAGACUUCAGGAUAAGAAUAUCUCUACCCCCUGAUCAUCAGAUGAAACAGGCAAAAUUACAUUGUUGUUGGCAAAUGAAACGGCUACUUCAUGGUUAUCAACAUAUUGUGAAGCAGAGAUUACAGCAUUCAACUAAUCUGAUGGCCUUUAUCCUGGAACUCAGAACAGUAUUGGAAGUGGCGUUGAAGAGCCAACCAGGAUGUCAGUCCUUCUCACCACCCCAGUAUUAUUCCCAGCUGAUAACAGAGAUGGAGAUCUUAGGAUGGGAUAAGCUGCUCUUCAUCGAUGCAGAGUUCCGCACACUCAAGAUGAAGGCAGAAGACUCUGCAGGGCGUCAGCACACUAUUACAAUCAAGCUCAAGUCCAAGCAUCCAGCUGAGGCCCCAGAGUUUUCUGCAGAUCUUCCUGUUCCAUUGGUCAUUGCGUGGACCUCUCAGAGCACCUUGGCCAGUAUCCACAGUCAGUUCCUGAUAAACGUUGAGGCGCUGUCCGAGUUCUGGUCGGUGCUGGAUGAGAUAGAUGAGCAGACGUGGGUGUUGGAACCAGAAAAACCCACAAAAGCAGACUCCAUGAGAAGGAUCGCCAUCGGAAACAAUGUCUCAAUAAAGGUACAAAUUGACCCCAGACACCCCAAAAUGCUGCCAGAGUGCUGUUUGCUUGGGGCUGAGCACGUUGUCACUCCUUUACGGAAUAAAUUGAAUGCCAAUAUGCAUUUAUGGAACCCUGACUGCAGUGUCCUACAGAAUAUGAAGGAUGUGUUGGAGAUAGAAUUUCCAUCUCCUACCACCCACGAAAAAUCUAGUUUCAGUGUUGAAUGUGGCAUCUGCUACUCUUAUCGACUUGAGUCAGACAUUCCAGAUCAGGUCUGCAAUGACCCACGCUGCGGCCAGCCUUUCCAUCAAGUGUGUCUUUAUGAGUGGCUGAGAGGUCUGCCCACCAGUCGCCAAAGCUUCAAUAUUGUGUUUGGAGAAUGUCCUUACUGCAGUAAGCCCAUCACUGUGAAAAUGAUCACAGGAAACGCUUAACAACAGUCUGUUCCUUCAGAGCAAAGGUCAUGUGGCGUUACGGCUCCAGUAAGGAUAACACCAACAACCAACAACAGUUAAUAUCAUAACAAGAAGGAAGAUCAGCAUUAUUUUAAUGGGCCAUUUACCCUGAUUUUUUGAUUUUCCAAAGCCAUUUCUGUGAUGGUACCGAGUCCAUUCAUCUUCCAAUCCACAAACAUCACUUUCCCAGUGAUCUCCAUCAUCAUCAUCAUAAGUUUCCUCCCACUGAUUUUGAUGCCGGCUGUGUUUCCUGGUGUAGUUCCUCCAGUAGUCGACUUCACUGCUGGGUACUGCAUAGUCAUCAUUUAGUGUUCGAGUGUGUUUUUGCUGGUUCAGAUAGUGACGGUUUUGUUUUCCCCUCAUGGUCAUCCAGGUCUUGCCCUCAUAAACAUCCGCGUUCCUUUUUUUCCUGUGUUGUUGGAGCAAAUUUUAUCUUUUCACAUUAUAAGAAAUAUAAAUGAGAGGGCUGAUAUUGGAUCUGUUAAUGCACUUUUGUAUCAAACAAUAAACAUUGCAAAGCAUAUUUGUAUUUCCUAAGAA